UCGCCCUUUCACUGCGUCUCUGCAGCGCCGUUGGGGAGGCUCAUCGAGGAGCCACUCGGGCGAGGUUUAAACUACCAAGUCUUAAAGAAGAUGAUAAUACGCUGCUCGGAGCCCCGUCCCCCUCCCGAGCCCCUUGUACAACUCAUCGCGCCUUCAACGCCCCUGUCCGCUAGCCGCCCUACCACCAGACUCCAAGGUCCCCAGGCUAAUUUUUCAUCGGGCCAUGAGCUGCAGCAACGAAAUCGGUCAUGGCGAGUCACGUAGCAGUACGUCUAAACUUACGAUAUAUUGCCAGGGCAAGGGCCAGGCAACAGCCCUGAAUGGCUCGGAGUCCGUGCUAAGCGUAUAGUAGUAUGUACGUCCUCGCUGGAAGUGAGCCCAUGCAUGC
Aspergillus neoniger CBS 115656 is the source of this 388-nucleotide messenger RNA. RefSeq lists its product as uncharacterized. Bases 91 to 264 code for a protein of 57 amino acids. The transcript has a single exon. The record is from RefSeq and is a predicted model, not a curated record. NCBI's taxonomy places the organism in Eukaryota, Fungi, Ascomycota, Eurotiomycetes, Eurotiales, Aspergillaceae.